This is a messenger RNA of Alexandromys fortis (reed vole), 1541 nucleotides long. RefSeq names its product GABA type A receptor associated protein like 2 (gene Gabarapl2). Gene Ontology annotation, biological process: autophagy of mitochondrion; macroautophagy; autophagosome assembly. The record is from RefSeq and is a predicted model, not a curated record. Gene Ontology annotation, cellular component: autophagosome membrane; autophagosome; cytosol. The coding region runs from base 127 to 480 and encodes 117 amino acids. Lineage: Eukaryota; Metazoa; Chordata; Mammalia; Rodentia; Cricetidae. Gene Ontology annotation, molecular function: ubiquitin protein ligase binding. The transcript is spliced from 5 exons.
AGGCUCCGACGGCCGGAAGUCCCGCCUGCCAAGUAGACGUCGCUGCCGUCGCCGCCUCCGUUGUUGUUGUGGUCUCUUCUCCGACGUCCGCGGCUCAGAGAGCCGGCCCCGUCGCCUCCCGCCGCCAUGAAGUGGAUGUUUAAGGAGGACCACUCUCUGGAACACAGAUGCGUGGAAUCCGCGAAGAUCAGAGCAAAGUACCCCGACCGGGUUCCGGUGAUCGUGGAAAAAGUCUCGGGAUCUCAGAUUGUUGACAUUGACAAAAGGAAGUACUUGGUUCCUUCUGACAUCACCGUGGCUCAGUUCAUGUGGAUCAUCAGGAAAAGGAUUCAGCUUCCUUCUGAGAAGGCGAUCUUCCUGUUUGUGGACAAGACAGUCCCACAGUCCAGCCUAACUAUGGGACAGCUUUACGAGAAGGAAAAAGAUGAAGAUGGAUUCUUGUAUGUGGCCUACAGUGGAGAGAACACUUUUGGCUUCUGAGGGCCAGUGCUGGGCUAGGUGCACCGUUCCUGCUUGUGUAUCUUGUAAAUAACUGGCUGUUUUCAGUUACUCUACCAGAGCCUCUUCACAUAGACCUACUAGUGCAUUUGUAACUGGAUUUAUUUCUUAAUAUAUUGGAAAGUUUUGUUUCUUUAGAUUAGUAAAUUAUCAUACAGAGUUUUAUUUUCAGUUUUCUUUUUGUGCAUUGACCUCAUGGCUAUAUGUUUCAAGGAACCUGUCCUCUGGGAAUCAUAUUUAAUGAAGAUAUUUCCAUAAUGAAGGGAGGUAGGUGUGGCAUUAAAGUGAAAAGGAGGGGUAAUGCAUUGUUCUGGAUUAUGUUCCAAGUGUUAGGUGGCUAAGUAUUAAAAGCCCCCAAAUGAAAUCCUUAGCAAUCUGAAUACACUUGCUUCACUAGAUUUUGCCAACUGCAAAUCAUGUUGGAUUAAGCUAAUCUGUUCUUCUUUCUGAGACUAUUAAGGUAAAUAAUUAACAAUAAAACUUCCUCUUAUAAAGGCAUUACAGUGUGACCAUGUCCUUAUUCACCUUCUUUUGGAUGAGUGAGAGAAAUGGUUCCUAUUUGUCAGGCCUGGAGAAGGGCUUAUAGGCCAUGGCAGUCUAACCUAGGAGGGAAGUGGUGGCUGGUAUAAUAAAAGGGAUUAUUUUUUUCCAGUGGAUAAUAUAGUCAUAAGGUUCAGAUACCAGGGCUAUGUAAAAAGAUAUACAUUGCAAAGUCUCAUACUACUGUUUUCAGAUCUCUGCUGCUUAUGGAAAAUUGACUUGUAUGGGCUUUUUCCCCAGUAUUUAUUUUAGUAGCAUAAUUAAGUAUGAAUAUAUGCAUAUACAUUUUUAAAAAAGAUUUAUUAUUGUGUUUUGCCUGCAUGUAUGUCUGUGUGAGGGUGUGUCAGAUCCACUGGAACUGGAGUUACAGACAUUUGUGAGCUGCCAUGUGGGUGCUAGGAAUUGAACCUGGGUCCUUUUGAAAAGCAGCCAGUGAGUUCUCUUAACCACCAUGUAUAUACAUUUUUUUGUUUACAUAAAAUAAAACAUAUAUUUAUACAUUG